Trichomonas vaginalis G3 is the source of this 249-nucleotide messenger RNA. RefSeq lists its product as uncharacterized. The coding region runs from base 1 to 249 and encodes 82 amino acids. NCBI's taxonomy places the organism in Eukaryota, Parabasalia, Trichomonadida, Trichomonadidae. The transcript has a single exon. The record is from RefSeq and is a predicted model, not a curated record.
AUGCACCAGGAUCCAUUUAAAGAUCCUAUGGCUUGCUGGAUCAAGACCAAGGUCCCAUCUCUUUUCUCCAGAAUCGGUGAGAAGAUCACAAAGGAGAUGGUGGUCAUCAACCCAGAGCACCAUCCAAACUGCCACCCAAUGAUCACCUUCAUGGUCGAACUUGAGGGCAAGCUUGCUGAAGACUACCCAGAGCAGGCUCCACCACCACCACCUCCAGAGCUAGUCAAGCCAAAGGUUUUGUUUGUAUAA